CAACAAUGGCUCACACCCGUGGGCAAGGCGCCCGACCCGAGGGCUUUGCAGUGUAUCAACCACCAAAACAGACCACGAGCGCGAAGCGACGCCGCGAAGAUGACGCGGCCGAAAGCGAGUCGAAGCGACAGCGAAAAGCUAUCACACCAGAACAACCUCGCUCUCGCGGCACCUUCAUGUUCUCUACCACACGAAACCGAAGCCUUCUAACCUCCGCUCCCCCCAAACUCUCCCACCGACGCGAAUCACCAUUCACGAGACGAGUCAUCUCGCCAGUCGAAAGACCAAAUACCACCCCCAAGUCCUCAGAAAGAACUGACGAGAGCUACGAAAGAGCCAGGCAGCCAGAAACACCUACACAAGUUCCAGCGCGAGCAGGCGGUCUUUUUGGCAGUGUGAAGAAAAUCUUUGGCUACUUCACUGGCGCCCAGGGUGAGGCAGAACAACAACCGCAACAACAACAACGCGGCAGUCCCAGAGAAGACGCGCAACGUCAACAAACGCCGAUUCAAGAACCGGCCGAACCACAAAGCCCUACCCCCUCACCACGCACUCCUGAACCUGAAUCUCCUACUCCACAACCAGAAAUACUGGAUAGCAGGAUCUUCACAAGAGAACACUUCAAACGCCGACGAAUGGCGAACACAAUUGCAGGUCGUGAACAGCUCGCAGCUAUGCGCAACAACAAUAACGAGGCGGACUCGCAAUUUAAUCCUGUCGAAACAUCAGGCACUAGCAAACGCAAAUUGGCAUCUGUCAAUGGCGCGAUACCUCCACCCAGAAGAGGUGGCUUUGGUAUCGAUGACAGUUACCUGGACCAAGACCAGGAGGUCGAAGGACUUGAAGAUACACAACUCCAAAAUGGCCAACCAUCCACCCCAGCGAACAGAAUGGAACCCCAGACUCCUCUGCGCUCGGCAUUGCGGCCGAACGGCUUCGGCACUCUCGGACGAUCUGCUAAAUCGGUGCGCAUCAGUUCCCAAACCUCAGUCAAACAUGUCUACGGAACAUAUGGUCGUUCUGGGCAGUACCAUGGCAGCAUGUUCUCUGACCCGUCGGAGAAAUCAGACAAAUCAGAAAAAUCAGACAGCUCUCUGUCUAGUAUCUCGGCCAGAGAAGUGAGCGGCAUGCACUCUCCUACUACUAUUGAGAACACGCAGAACAACAAGACUCCCAAGUUCCGACUUGACACCAGUGUUUUCGAUCCGAACGACGACAGCUGGCGGCCAUCCCUCGCGAAUCCUUCUCCCGGUCAUUUCCGUGUUCCAGAUCUCGACGAAUACAUGGAUGACGAAGACACAGUCACACUUGAUCAAGAAACAGAAGAUGUUCCUCCACAACCUAGCACACCUCGGAUGUCGCACGCAGAGCUUCCCGGAGCUGCACCAGCUACGCCAUCAUCGACCUCUCAAAACGACAGUGGGAUGGGCGAAACAGCCGAGAGCCGCUUGGAGAAGGCAAGAUCCGAUGCGCAGAAAUACAAGCCAGCACGUUCAUCACGCCUCUCUCUCACCGAACAAGCGCGAUCACGAUCCUCCUCACCACCUGGAGAAGAUAGCACCUUCCGAGAAUCACAGAUUGAGGUAUCAACCACACCUCCAAUCCGAGAUAGGACGCAUGCGGAUACUCCUACACAAACAACCUUAUCACCAACCCCGACACCAGUUGCACGCAAACCGUUAGACAACACUGUUGUUGGAGAAGAUGGAAUGACAGACUAUGAGAGAGAACAUCAAUACGAUGAAUGGGCAGCGAACCUUGACUGGCUUGAACCACAAACCUAUGUUGAAGCCGGCAUCGCCUCGUCUUAUAUUGACGAUCUUGUCCGAAAGAACUGGACUGAACGAGACUCUCAAGAGUCGCGCGAGUUUUGGAAUCGUGAAUUCGAUGCAGGAUUGGAGGCAGCAAGGAAAGCUGAAGCUGAGGGAAGAGAACUUGUUUGGAUUACUGAUCCCGAGGAGAUGAUGGAUGCGUGAAGGACUUAAUGGACGUCCAAUACCUGGAAGCAUAGGUCCACAGAGGCCAUCCAGGUCGAUACUGUAUGAUUAUGGAGAUAUUUGUCAGAAGGGUGGUGCGUCUGAAGCCACGUCGAGCUCAUUGUGUGUCUCCGUGGCUGAUGUCGUUACCAAGCCGGUGCUGAUUGGAAUGCUUUGAGCUGCCUAUGCCAUGUUGAGCUCCCGUGUGUCUCCAUGGUGGACGUUAUUGCCGAGGCCAGUGCUGGCUGGAUUGAAGUGCUUUAUGCUGCUUGUAUCAUGUUGAGCUCUUGAUGUGUCUCCAUGGUCAAGUGCAGUGGGUUCGAGCUCUCGUGUGUCCUCACCCUGACUCUCAAACAGAAGAGAAUUAUGUCUAGUGUAUUCUAG
Molecule: messenger RNA, 2360 nt
Organism: Exophiala xenobiotica
Lineage: Eukaryota; Fungi; Ascomycota; Eurotiomycetes; Chaetothyriales; Herpotrichiellaceae
Exons: 2
Coding region: 6-1976 (656 amino acids)
Source: RefSeq, a predicted model, not a curated record